This is a messenger RNA of Geodia barretti, 1056 nucleotides long. The record is from the annotation of a GenBank genome assembly. NCBI's taxonomy places the organism in Eukaryota, Metazoa, Porifera, Demospongiae, Tetractinellida, Geodiidae.
CAUAUUCACUUUGAGACCCUUUGGUUUUCAUUGUUUUGCUUUUCACUUCUGUUUCACUCUCAGAAGCAUAUUCAUCUCCUGUGGUUUGCUCUGAGGUUUUCUGGUAUUCUUUUUCCCUUACCUCCUCAUCUGAAUUUUGCUCUUGUUCUGAGGAAUCUUCUGUGUGUGUUUCAGAAUUGUCUACUUCCUCUUCACUACUUGAUGCAACAGAAGACUUUUCUGGCACCUCUUUUUGUGCUCUUUGCUCUGAUAAUUCUUUGCAUAUUUGACUACUUCUUUCCCUACCUUUUUGUUGGACUUUACUUUCACUUUUUGCUUCAUGUGCGGGUUUUCCUUCUUGUUUCAUAUCUUUUUCUGGUUCAGAAUGCUUCUUUAUUAUUUUCACUUUAUGUUGAGUCCUUUUCAGUGUUUCUGACAGUGUCUCAGAUUCACUUACCUCCUCAUCUGAAUCUCGCUCUUGUUCAUUCCUUACUUUCUGGGUUUGACCCUCCCUUACAUGCUUUUCUUUCUUUGUAGAUUUGGGUUUUCUUUCAACUUUUUCUGAUCCCUUUCUCGGCUGUUCUUGGUCUAACGCUGUUCCUAAGCUAGAAUCGUGACUGGGCAGGUCUUUCUUUAUAGCGUUAGCUAACCUACUCUCACCAACACUUCUCGACCUGAGAGCUCUGUCAAUAUCAUUCCACGUGAGCGCCGGGAUCUGCUUCAAGCGAAUGCGUAAUAUUCUUAGCAGACAUCGAUUCGGAUCAGUGUACUGCAUUUGGAUUUUCUCUAUUUCAUCCAUUUCCACCCCUAUUUGUAUGCCAAAAAACUCGUAUUUCUCGGCAACUGGAACAAGAGCAUCAAAAACGACGUUCAAGUCUUUUACUCCCAGUUCGUGAGAGCCCUGGUCGGCAGGCUCCGGGCCCGCCCCAGUCGCCAUCACUACGGCCACGCCCCUUUCUUUGCGCUCCCCUUAGCACGAAUUCACCGCGGGAUCUGACUCCCCCUACGUCUACUCCGGCGUACUUCUAAUGACAGAGGUAUAUAUAUAUAAAGGUAGCUCACGGUUCUUGGGUACGG